This is a messenger RNA of Helianthus annuus (common sunflower), 1479 nucleotides long. RefSeq names its product AT-hook motif nuclear-localized protein 26. Gene Ontology annotation, molecular function: minor groove of adenine-thymine-rich DNA binding; DNA-binding transcription factor activity. The record is from RefSeq and is a predicted model, not a curated record. Gene Ontology annotation, biological process: vegetative to reproductive phase transition of meristem. Bases 301 to 1257 code for a protein of 318 amino acids. NCBI's taxonomy places the organism in Eukaryota, Viridiplantae, Streptophyta, Magnoliopsida, Asterales, Asteraceae. Gene Ontology annotation, cellular component: nucleus. The transcript has a single exon.
CUCUCUCUCUUCAUGACCUAACCCUAACCCAAACAACACUAAGCCAAACACAAGACAUCUCUCUCUCUCUCUCUCUCUCUAACCUUCACCAACAGCAACCAAAUUGUUCAUAUAUUCUUUGUUAGCUAAUUCCAACUGAAAGUAGACAGAAAGAAGUUGGAAAUAUGAAUGUUUCAGCUCAGAAUUUGGUUGGGUUUUCUGGUGAAGGUUAGCAGUAGACCAAACCCACAACAAAACUUCAAUCAAACUAGCAAGAUUUAGUCUUCUUUGAGGGUGAUUGAUUAAUAAUAUUAAUUCAAGAUGGAUCCAGUCGCUGCUCAUGGUCGUCAUCUACCUCCUCCUUUUCAUUCCAGUGAUCUUCAACUGCACCACCAGCACCAGCAGUUUCAGCAACACCACACUCACCACCACCAGCAACUUCAGCAGCAGUACCACCACCACCAGCAGCCAAAUUCUGAGGAAGAUGAGCAAAGUGGUGGAAGUAGCAGCCUCAACCAUGGACAAAAAAGAGAGCGUGAAGACAAUCACAACAACAACAAUGAAGGUAAUAGAGAAUUGGCAUCGGUUGUGACCGGUGGAGAUGGAGAUCAUAGUAGUGGUGGAGGCGGUAGUGGCGGAACCAGACGGCCUCGCGGCCGUCCGGCUGGUUCGAAGAACAAGCCCAAGCCUCCAAUUAUUAUCACUAGGGAUAGUGCCAACGCUCUAAGGUCCCAUGUGAUGGAAGUGGCUAAUGGGUGUGAUAUUCAAGAAAGUAUAUCGAAUUUUGCGACAAGGAGACAAAGAGGGGUGUGUAUUUUGAGCGGUAACGGCACGGUAACCAAUGUUACGCUUAAGCAGCCAGCAGCGCCCGGGGCGGUUAUGACGCUACAUGGGCGGUUUGAGAUCUUAUCGUUAUCUGGGUCUUUUCUUCCUCCUCCAGCUCCACCUGCUGCUUCAGGUUUGACCAUCUAUCUAGCCGGUGGUCAAGGGCAAGUGGUUGGAGGAGGGGUAGUGGGGCCUUUGUUAGCAUCAGGCCCCGUAGUGAUAAUGGCAGCAUCUUUUGGGAAUGCUGCCUACGAGAGACUUCCUCUUGAGGAAGAAGAGACCACACAUGGCUCAGGUAAUGGCCCUCUAGGGUCACCUACCGGCAUCGGUAGCCAACAACAACUCAUGACUGAUGCGAAUCCAUCGUUAUUUCAUGGAUUACCUCCGAAUCUGGUAAAUUCUUGUCAAUUGCCGGCAGAUGCGUAUUGGGGGGCGAAUCGCCCCCCUUUCUGAAACGGAGGAAUGAUCAUGUAACAAAUCUUUAGUUUCACACCUAUUUCACUUCAUUUCAGCUUUUCAAUCCUCUUCUCUUUCCAGAUUUCAUAUAAACUAGUUGCUUUUUGUGAUUUUAGUUGCUUAAUAGCAUGUUUGAUUCAAGAAUUAAUCAAGGGUGUAAAAAGUUUGUGAAAUAGCCUUCUUUAUGGCCUUCAAUUUGUUUGAAUUAUGCUUCAAUUA